AUGGCGUCAGCGGAGUUUCUAGAACAAGCACUCUCCAGUGACGUGGAUGAGAGUGCGGUUAUCGCUAAAGUAGGAUCUCUUGAAAAUCAACUUCUAUCGUCAAUUUUACCAGUUUCUGUACCUAAAAAAUUUACCAAUGUUAUUCCUAAUAACAUCAGUAAUAUAUUAUGUAGUGAGAGUUCUAAUAUUGGACAUAAAUUGAGUGAUUGUGAAUCAGUCGGUACAAAUAUCCAGUCAACAUUAACAAGUGCAUCAUUUAGUGCGCCUUUAUCUAAUUAUUCACCAUCAAAUGUAACCAGCAAUUCUGAUUUCAUAAAUACGGAAUCUUCACAAUUUUUUAAAGAAGAUCGCAACAUCUCAAAAAAUAUUUUAAAGAGUACUCUUAAUUUCCAUACCGUCCAAGGCGGCUCAGAGUCAAUCAAACCCAUUACAAUUCAACCAGUCGUGCUAAAGCAAGCUACGAUCGCUGGACAAGUAAACAUGCAUCCUGCAAUUGUUAUUGUACCUUUGACUGAGAGCUCUGGUAUGGCGAGUAAUAUGCAAAAUGUUACGACUAUUAAUAAACCUGUACAAAAUGUUACAAGUCAUAACAUGGGUUCUGCCCCAUCUCCUGUAGUACCCAAUGUUCAAAUAAUAAUUACGAGGCCACCAACUCCUAUGGGGGGAACACAGUCUGUACCUACAGUAUCACCAAGAGUGGUUAUUGGAACUCCACAGAUGCUUGGUGCUAGGGCUGCAAUGCCAGGUAUAACACUGCAAAGUCUACAACAAGGGCAGCAGAGUCAUUUGUUGUUAAGGACAGAGAAUGGUCAAUACCAUCUGUUGAGGAUUGGCUCUGCGCCCGUAGCCGGUACGCUGACGGCGCCACAAGCUCAGACCCUCCGGUUCUCGACUGUGCCGGCACAGCCAGGUGUGGUAUCGGUGUCAACCGGCGUGGCGAUCCCAGGUCAGAUGUCGGCUGGACCUAGAGUCGCGACCCCCGUCGCAAUGCAGACGGCCCCGGUGGUAGUUCAACAGCAGCCCGUCAUCUUAAAUCAGAAACCUCCAGAUAACUCGAAAGAGAAGUGUCGCAAUUUCCUAGCAAACAUUCUGGAUGUGUUGGCCAAGGAACCAAAGUCCGUGGAGCAAGGUGUGCGGAACCUCAUUCAGGAGUUGAUUGAUGCUCACGUGGAGCCAGAGGAGUUUUGCGAUAGACUAGAAAAGUUGCUCAAAGCAAGCCCACAGCCCUGCCUUAUAGGAUUCUUACGGAAAAGCCUGCCUCCAUUGAGACAGUCCAUGUGCACCGGGGAGCUCGUAUUAGAGGGCAUAAAUCCACCACCGCUUGAAGUGGCGUUUUCAAGCAUACCAUCGCCAACAGCUCCAUCGCAACCACAACCGGUAGUUUUGGGCGCAAACAUCCAGAUGUUGGAAUAUGAGGGUAGUCCUCCAACUCUGACGACACUGCAGCCGCCCUUCCAGUUCGUGCAACCGCCGAAUCCGUAUAACGUGGUGCAAGUACAGCCGACACUCCUGCAGCCAAAAGCGCCACCGAAAUCGGGAAGUUCAGUUUCUAUUCUGCAAAACAUACCGGUACAUACAAAGAUCAACAGUCCCAAAGUUGGCAAAACUAUGACUGCAAGCGGGAAAGCAAAUGUCGCUAAAACCGGAGGUUCAUCCGCGGUUUUAUCAACUAUAUUGACCGCUAGAAAACCAGCCCAAAAAGACAAGGAGAAGAAAUCUGCUCUACAGUUCACUCAACCGUUCGGUGAUGACAAAAUGGCAGGUGAUGAUGAUAUCAAUGACGUAGCUGCUAUGGGUGGUGUCAACUUAGCCGAAGAGUCGCAAAGAAUAUUAGGUUCCACCGAGAUGAUUGGGACCCAGAUAAGGUCGUGUAAAGACGAAUACCUGCUGUCAAUUGCCGCGUUCAUAAACCGCAUGAAGCUGAUCACUCAGCGUCAUGGGUUAGAAGAUCUCUCACCUGAAGUAUCCGCUCUGAUUAGCCACGCCACAAGUGGCUAUCUAAAAGGCAUAAUAACGCAACUUAUAUCGACCAAAUACCGCGGCGAUUCGAUCAAUAAGCAGUGGGACCCUGAUUACGAAGUUACUCAAGACGUAAGGGGGCAGCUUAAGUUCUUGGAAGAGGUGGGUCGGGUGGCCAGAAAGAGGCAAGAGAAUUUGGAGAGGGAGGUCCUAAUGAAAGCAGCUAAAUCUCGAUCUAAGAAUGACAACCCGGAGCAGGCCAAGCUGAAAGCCAAGGGGAAAGAAAUGCAACGUGCUGAAUACGAGGAGCUGCGUCAACGAGAAGCGAACCAGACGGCGUUACAAGCUAUCGGACCGAGGAAGAAGGCCCGGGUUGACGGAGCAGGUUGCUCAAAAGACACUACUCCACAGUGCACUGCAGUGAAUGAACGUGAGAUGGCACAACGGCCCCGUAUGACGCGUGUCAACCUUCGAGACAUGAUUUUUUUUUUAGAGCAAAAAAAGGAUCCAGGGCAUCAAAUGCUAACUUAAGUAGGUUUUUGAACAAAUUAGUUGUUUAGUAGUAUGUAGGUAUAAUAGGCAUGUUGACAUAAUAUUUAGGAUUCCUAUUCUAUAAUGUUGAUGCACGGCUACUAUUUUCGAAAAAUAAUCUUUAUUUUACCAAUCUAAUAAACACUGUAAUGGAUAUUACUAGUACUCUAUUAAUUUAUAUAGAAUUACGCACGAAAACGGUUGUAAGUCUCAAGGUGGGUGAUUAUGACGUCACGCCUUGGAAAUCAACGGUAACGAUAAUAGAAAUCAAAACUUCAAGCGACGCGACGCAGUAAUUACUAUUAAGCCAUAUUUUUAAUCACGUUGAUGUUGUCAUCUCGAAAACGUCUUACAAAUCGAUGAAGGCCGACUGCAUACACGAGAGCGCGGAAUAAGUAAUAGAGCGAUACGAAUGGUCCAAUAAACCUAGACACAUGGUCCAACCAUGGUACGGCUGGACCAUCGGUAGGUCCGGUGGGCGCCUCAUACCGACUGGACCGCCGUCGUACUCGGUACGGUCCGGAUGGCAAUGGUAAUUUUGUGCAAUGGAAAAUGCUACAUACCAUCGAAUAUGGUCCGCUACCGGACCGUGUCCGAUGCUUCGGCCGUACCUAAUCCGAUCAUGUAUUUACUAUUUAUAGCUUAAGCGUUCGGCUUUUGACGCAUCGUGUUAUUUGAUUAUUAAAAAAGUAGCAUCAUAAUAAUAGGUUAUUACAAUUUUUAUUUAAAAAAAAAACGGGUUGCACUCUGUGAGUGCCGGCAGAAGUGAAAACGUGAACAUUAAAUUUGUGCAUUUUUAAAUAUUUUGGAAGUGUAAGGGAAUAAUUUCACACGGAUUGCUUUAUUUAUCAGUACAAAAGUACUAGGAUUUAUGUGGUUAAAUACAAUAUUCAUUUAUUGCGCUAUCGUGCACAAAAAUUACAAUUCAUAUUACAUAAAAAAAAAUUGCAUUUCAGAACUAUUACAAUUAUAACUAACUAUAACAAUCAACUUUCAUACAUAAUUUCAACGACUGUCUUACGAAUUUUCGAUCAGGCCACGUGUCCUGAUGCGAGUUUAACAUUUUAUAACCAUCCCCAGAAAAGUGCUCAACGCCGCUAAAGAAGUUUUCACUUCAAAAAUAUUAUGACUCUUAUAAAGGAUCGUAUAAAAAUAAUUUACUUUAUCACAAGAAAUAAUUAUCGUCCAUAAGCCGACUACAGGCAAUCAUUUUUUUAUUGAUUAUCUUUUUGUCAAUAUUAUAAUAUCUGGGUUAUUUUUUUGAAUCCUUUUUUAUUUGAACCAUUUAUUCUUCGAAUUUUAAAGUGUCAACACGCCUAUUAUCUUAGAAAUUAAUUAGCAUCUUACGUUACCAUUGUAAUUAUUUUACAUAAUAUUGUAUCUUGAAUAAUCAAUAUAAAAAAUAUAUUUUAAAACUUUUCGAAAUUCGAAAUUACAAUAAGUUUAAGCUCUUGAUCUGAUCAGGUUAGUUAUAUGUCGUUAUUUAGGGUAAGGUACAUAAAUAUUUGUAUGUGGAAAUAAUUCAGCAUAAAACAUUUGAAUUAUAUUACACAUUAUACAAUCGAUAUUCCAUAGUUAUAUACAUCUUAGGUAAGUUUUAAUUCUGUAUGUUAUAGUAAGAUAAUCACUUGAGCUUAGUUAUGUGUGCUUUAGGUCUUUGCAACGUACAUAAUAGUUGCUGUUUGAAGUUUAAAUUAGGUA
Messenger RNA from Leptidea sinapis, 4191 nucleotides. It is a transcript of the gene Taf4, whose product is annotated as transcription initiation factor TFIID subunit 4-like. Gene Ontology annotation, molecular function: protein heterodimerization activity; DNA binding; RNA polymerase II general transcription initiation factor activity. Gene Ontology annotation, cellular component: transcription factor TFIID complex. Gene Ontology annotation, biological process: DNA-templated transcription; transcription initiation at RNA polymerase II promoter. Bases 1 to 2490 code for a protein of 829 amino acids. Lineage: Eukaryota; Metazoa; Arthropoda; Insecta; Lepidoptera; Pieridae. The transcript has 11 exons. The record is from RefSeq and is a predicted model, not a curated record.